UGUUCUUCACAGUGGUCCACCUGGAGGUGUGGCAGAACAGAACACCGGAACCUACAACCUUGCACAAUAUAUUAAAACUUAAAAGCAUACACUACCUACCUUCUCUUUCCAUAUUCAUUCCAAAGUAACGUUACGUAACCAACUUGGCUUCGUGCACCUCCACUCUUACCGUUCAUCGCAACCCACCUACCUACCCUGUCCCAAGCGAAACAAUGCCCAAACACAACACCAGAGCCACACUCGCCUUCCUCUUACGCUCCCUCCAUCGCCCUACCCUUCUCCCUUCUGCAACGCCGUCUUCUCGUUUCACGUUACAUGACAAAUGCAACGACGUCGUUCGCCCGGAUUAUCAUCAAGUUCCCUCCUUUUUCAACCCUUUGGGAAAUUUCGCCCAAACCACAAAAUGGGGUGUUGGAAUUCAGCAAAAGUGUUAUGGUUCUAUGGCUGGGCUUGUUCAAAGGAACCCCAGAUUCUCAAAGUUGAAUGAUGAUGAUGUUCGAUACUUCGAGGGUAUAUUGGGCGCCAAAAAUGUUGUACAAGAUGAGGAUAAGCUUGUCGCUGCCAACAUUGAUUGGAUGCAUAAAUACAAAGGCUCCAGUAGGCUUUUGCUACAACCUAAGACCACAGAGCAGGUUUCUCAGAUUCUCAAAUAUUGUGAUUCCAGAAGCUUGGCUGUUGUUCCACAAGGUGGAAACACUGGUCUUGUAGGAGGAAGUGUGCCUGUCUUUGAUGAAGUGAUUGUAAGUCUUAGUUCUAUGAAUAAGAUCAUAUCUUUCGACAAGGUUAGUGGAAUAUUGGUAUGUGAAGCUGGGUGCAUAUUGGAAAAUAUAAUAUCAUUCCUGGACAAUGAAGGAUUUAUUAUGCCACUAGACUUAGGUGCAAAAGGUAGUUGCCAGAUUGGUGGAAAUGUUUCAACUAAUGCCGGUGGGUUGCGUCUUGUUCGUUAUGGAUCCCUUCAUGGAAAUGUACUUGGUGUUGAAGCUGUUCUAGCAAAUGGUACUGUACUUGACAUGCUUAAGACACUGCGCAAAGAUAAUACUGGCUAUGAUUUGAAACAUCUAUUUAUAGGAAGUGAAGGUUCCUUGGGAAUUGUUACUAAGGUUUCAAUACUUACCCCACCAAAGUUAUCUUCUGUAAAUGUGGCUUUUCUUGCAUGCAAAGAUUAUAGCAGCUGUCAGAAACUACUACAGGAAGCAAAAAGGAAACUUGGGGAGAUUUUGUCUGCAUUUGAAUUUCUAGAUGGCCAGUCUAUGAAUUUGGUUUUAAAUCACCUGGAAGGUGCACGAAAUCCAUUACCCACGUUGCAUGACUAUUAUGUUUUGAUUGAGACAACAGGCAGUGAUGAAUCUUCUGACAAACAAAAGCUUGAAGCGUUUCUACUUGGCUCCAUGGAAAAUGAAUUGAUAUCUGAUGGUGUUCUUGCUCAAGACAUAAACCAAGCAUCAUCUUUUUGGCAUCUACGUGAGGGUAUAUCAGAGGCAUUGAUGAGAGCAGGAGCUGUUUACAAGUAUGAUUUAUCAAUACCUGUUGAACAAAUGUACAAUCUUGUUGAAGAAAUGCGCUCUAGACUAGGUAAUACGGCUAAUGUAAUUGGAUAUGGUCACCUUGGAGAUAGUAAUUUGCAUUUAAAUAUUUCUACUCCUCAAUAUGAUGACAAGAUUUUGUCGCAAAUUGAACCCUUUGUAUAUGAAUGGACAUCUAAGCACCGUGGUAGUAUUAGCGCAGAGCAUGGUGUGGGACUAAUGAAAGCUAACGAGAUUUUCUACAGCAAAUCUGGCGAAACUGUGCAACUGAUGGCUUCAAUCAAGAAUUUGCUGGACCCCAAUCACAUACUCAACCCAUAUAAAGUUCUUCCUCGCUCUCUCAUUUCAUAAUCUGAUGUGGAAAACUUGGCCUUGUAUUCACGUCUUUGCUCACUUCCCUAGAGGGAGACAAUGUUACUUAUUUCUUUGAUCCAGUAAGUAAUUCUCCAAAUGCUCGUACCUCAUUCAUUUAUGAGGAAAAUCGAUGACUGAAACACCAAAACUGGUGUUUGCUGCCAAAUAAUGAUUUGCUCCCCCCCGGCCCCACACACACCACCACAAACCACAUACUAGUACCUUUUUCAUUUAUAACUUCGCCUUGUAUUCAUGUCUUUGUUAUUAGAAGUGUAUUGCUACAUUGUGAAUAAUAAAAUCAUUGUGUAAUAAAUUCGUCUCAAUAUUUUAUAAUAUCUUUUGGCCCCUUUCUGACAAUUUGA
This is a messenger RNA of Cajanus cajan (pigeon pea), 2239 nucleotides long. It is a transcript of the gene D2HGDH, whose product is annotated as FAD-linked oxidases family protein. Lineage: Eukaryota; Viridiplantae; Streptophyta; Magnoliopsida; Fabales; Fabaceae. Gene Ontology annotation, molecular function: catalytic activity; FAD binding. Gene Ontology annotation, cellular component: mitochondrion. The record is from RefSeq and is a predicted model, not a curated record.